Mycotypha africana is the source of this 1068-nucleotide messenger RNA. Its product is annotated as 3-deoxy-7-phosphoheptulonate synthase. Gene Ontology annotation, molecular function: 3-deoxy-7-phosphoheptulonate synthase activity. The coding region runs from base 1 to 1068 and encodes 355 amino acids. Gene Ontology annotation, cellular component: cytoplasm. Lineage: Eukaryota; Fungi; Mucoromycota; Mucoromycetes; Mucorales; Mycotyphaceae. The transcript is spliced from 4 exons. Gene Ontology annotation, biological process: aromatic amino acid biosynthetic process. The record is from RefSeq and is a predicted model, not a curated record.
AUGAUGGAAGAUCUUCGUAUUACCGGUUACAACGCAUUAUUAACACCUGCUUAUAUUCAAGAAGAAUUCCCUGCUUCAGAGAGGUCUCAGAAGACGUCAACCGAAGCUCGUCAUGAAUUAUCACAGGUUCUUCAUGGAAAGGAUGAUCGACUUAUCGUUAUUGUGGGCCCCUGUUCAAUUCAUGAUACAGAAGCAGCAAAGGACUAUUGCGAACGGUUAUUAAAAGUGAAAGACCAACACAAGGGUGAGCUCGUCAUUAUCAUGCGUUCUUACUUUGAAAAGCCGAGAACUACCGUAGGAUGGAAAGGAUUAAUCAACGAUCCUGAUAUCAAUAACAGCUAUGACAUCAAUAAGGGUCUUCGUAUCGGCCGUCAACUUUUAUGUGAUUUAACAAAUAUGGGAAUGCCCGUUGCCGUUGAGUUACUUGACACCAUUUCACCUCAAUACCUCGCUGAUCUCAUGUCCUGGGGAGCCAUUGGUGCACGUACCACUGAAUCUCAGUUACACCGUGAAUUAGCCUCUGGCGUUUCGUUUCCCGUAGGUUUCAAGAAUGGCACAGAUGGCAAUGUGCGUGUAGCCAUUGACGGUAUCGGAUCUGCGUCUUCUUCUCAUCAUUUCUUGGGCGUGACAAAAAAUGGCACUGUCAGUAUCACACAUACUACGGGUAAUCCAGACUGCCACAUCAUCUUACGAGGAUCCAAUGAUGGACCCAACUAUUCCGCAGAGCAUGUGGAGAAGGCCAAAGCUGCUUGCGAAAAAGCAAAAAUUCGUCCUAAUAUUAUGAUCGAUUGCUCACAUGGUAACUCAUCUAAAGACCAUCGUAAUCAACCCAAAGUAUGCAGUGACGUAGCACAACAAGUGGCAUCGGGUAAUCAAGCGAUUACUGGUGUUAUGAUCGAAUCAAAUAUUAAUGAAGGUAAACAAUCUGUGCCUGAGGAAGGUCCAUCCGCUUUAAAGUACGGCGUUUCCAUCACAGAUGCUUGUGUAGAUUUUGAAACAACAGAGAAAAUGUUGGAUGAAUUAGCUCAAGCUGUUAAGGCAAGACGUGCUCUCCUCAAGAAAGAUUAG